Messenger RNA from Cylindrotheca closterium, 729 nucleotides. The record is from the annotation of a GenBank genome assembly. NCBI's taxonomy places the organism in Eukaryota, Bacillariophyta, Bacillariophyceae, Bacillariales, Bacillariaceae.
AUGAUGGCGAGAGCGCAAAUACACACCGAAUCUUCCAAUGAUAUGCAGUCUACUCAUUCUCAGACUGCCAGAGCUGAAACUUUGAAUUCAACCUUGCAAAAUCUAGUGGUAGUGGUUCAAAAUUCCAUCAGUUCAUUGCGGCAAUCCCUCGACCAAUCGGAAGGCCCUCAUUCGCUGGAAAAUCAACAAGAAGCUGUCGGCUCGAGACUAAGCAUUGUAACUUGGAUUUUGAGGUUACACAUGGCCCAUUACUGUGUUACAGGUACCUAUCCAACCAUCAUUCAUAGGCUGUUGAAACUAAAUCACGCUGUUGACGGUUCAACCGAAAUAAGUUAUCAACCUGACACCAAUCGAGUUGUGGCGCUUCUGGUUGGAGUACAAGCAGCAGCAUCAAUGUCGCGGUACAUCAUAAACUUUUCUGCUGAUGCAUUUGCAGAAAUGCUUGAAUCCAGGCGUUUCAAAUCGUCCACGCGAGCGCCACCCCCAAGCCUUGAGAAGUCAGUAUUCAAGAAGUCAUCUCUUCGAUUUGAUUCCAGAAGUCAUUCCAAAAGUACAUGUGGAAUCUGUCGGUUGGAUCGGAAGCAUGCGGCAGCAUCAAUACAUUGCGGCCAUGUCUUUUGCUGGAAUUGCUUGAAUCAAUGGAUAUCCACCGUCCAACAAGCUUGUCCACUGUGUAGACGGCCUUGCCGAACUCAGGAUAUUAUCUUCCUUCAUAACUACCAGGAAUGA